This is a messenger RNA of Fimicolochytrium jonesii, 2067 nucleotides long. Its product is annotated as N2227-domain-containing protein. Lineage: Eukaryota; Fungi; Chytridiomycota; Chytridiomycetes; Spizellomycetales; Powellomycetaceae. The transcript has 4 exons. Gene Ontology annotation, molecular function: S-adenosylmethionine-dependent methyltransferase activity. The record is from RefSeq and is a predicted model, not a curated record. Bases 418 to 1578 code for a protein of 386 amino acids.
CCAAGAACGACUCUAACGCGGCCUCUUCAUGAACGGGCUUUUAACGGCCGUACAUCGGGCUCUGGAUGGAUGUUUUCAAUUUUCUCCUCAUUGCAAGCAUCUUCCGUCCUCCGUCUAGUAUAUAUGGCCAUGCAGACAUCCAUCAGUGGCUGGCGUUAGAUCAUACAGUCCGUAUAGACUCUCCAAGACUCCAAAGCGUCGAUAUUCCCUCGCCCCUCGCAGACGCGUUCUUUUUCUCGAGAGGACCGCCCGGCAACUGAUCCGCAACCCAUCCCCCCCAACCACAAUCAGAGUUCGCAGUCGGACCUACACCUACAUAUACACACCCUUGCGGACACAUAGAGCGAACACUACACAUAGAGCGCUCUCCGACCCACUUGUCCCCCGCCCCCACCCCCCGCUUUCUCUAUAAAGAAAAUGUUCCAAAACACCCACCCACCACUAACACCGACCGAAUCCGCCCUCGAAUCCCGCCACUUCACCCGUGUCAUCCGCGCCUUUCAAUCCUACCGCGCGCACUCACUCGCCGCUAUGGCCAAGCGAAGGCGGGACCUCGCUUCGUUGGGGGAUGAUCAUCGCGCCAUCUUAAGCGGGUUGGAGGAGAAGAUUGGGGGGGCGGAGGAGGGGGUUAGGCGGAACGGUGUGGUUAUGGAGGAGGUUGCGAGGGGGUAUGGGUACGGCGCGGUAGAGGAUGAGGAUGAGGUGGCUGAGGUUGGGGAGAAGACACGUGGGGGCGAACACGAUCAAAGUCAUGAGCAUUCGCAUUCGUCCCACUCCACCGAACAAGACAUGGACAAAGUGCGCUCGACAAUCCGGCAAUUCUACCGCGACUGGUCAACCGAAGGGGCUGAGGAGCGCCGGACGAGCUACGGGCCGAUUCUUGAGGCUAUUGAGGGGCGGUAUAAGGGUUUACAGGUGGAAGAGAGGGGCGCCGUGAGGGUGCUUGUGCCGGGCGCGGGGUUGGGGAGGUUGGCGUAUGAGGUUGUUCGGAGGGGGUUUACGUGUCAGGGGAAUGAGUUUAGUUUUUACAUGCUCCUCGGCUCACACUUCAUCCUCAACCACACCACUCACACGCGCCAACACACCAUCUACCCCUGGAUCCACUCAUUCUCGAACCACCUCACCUCCCAUUCUCUCCUAACCCCCAUCAGCAUCCCCGACGUAUUACCCGGCUCGAUCCCGCCAACGGCCGAUUUCAGCAUGGUCGCGGGGGAUUUCACAGAGGUGUAUGGUGUCGGCGCCGAGGAGCAGCGGGGUGCGUGGGAUGUAGUUGCGACGUGUUUCUUCCUGGAUACCGCGAAGAAUGUGGUGGAGUACGUGGAUGCGGUCAGUUGGUGUUUGGGGGAGGGUGGGGUUUGGGUUAACUUAGGACCCCUGUUGUUCCACUGGGAAGGCAUGCCGAACGAAGUCUCGAUCGAGCUCACCUGGGAGGAGCUCAAGGCCGUCAUCCUGGCUCGGGGGUUCCGUAUCACCGAGGAACGAACCCUCCACACGACAUACGCGAGCAACCCGACGGGGAUGCUGACGUAUAACUACGAGGUGGUGUUCUUUGUGGCGGAGAAGAUGGCCAAGGAGUGAACAUCAGCCGUAUCGAAAUCAUUCCACGGUCCCUCUGGCUGGAAUAGAAUGUUGGGCGCGAGGUGUGGUUGAUAAACCGCCGUACGUAUCAUGGGGGGAUAGGCAUCGGCCCCUUUGGGUUGCGAUUAGCUCCCCUACCGGCUCACGCAAAUCAAACGCGCCGCGCCCGACCACCGGUCGAUUCCGCUCGCCAACCGAAUCAACUCGCGAAAAAUCCCCAGAUUCAUCACACACGCGCCAUGAGACGUUUGCGGCGUAGGGUCGCAGAGCGAUAGUAGACGGACAGAGCGAUAGGGUCGGGAGAGGGCUUUGAUGUACCGGCGUAUGAGGCAGAUGAACGAUGGGAAGGGGGGAAGGGAUUUUUCGGGUUCCCUUAGAAGGACGAGCGCGGUUGCAUCUUUGUUUUCGCAUAACAUGGAAGUGUGGUAUUUACAACUUUUUGGGGCGGGGGCGUAGAGUACGCAAUUAAAUGGGAUGGUUGUUCACGUG